Messenger RNA from Hemiscyllium ocellatum (epaulette shark), 1320 nucleotides. Its product is annotated as endothelin receptor type B-like. Gene Ontology annotation, molecular function: endothelin receptor activity. The record is from RefSeq and is a predicted model, not a curated record. NCBI's taxonomy places the organism in Eukaryota, Metazoa, Chordata, Chondrichthyes, Orectolobiformes, Hemiscylliidae. Gene Ontology annotation, cellular component: membrane. Gene Ontology annotation, biological process: G protein-coupled receptor signaling pathway; enteric nervous system development; vasoconstriction. The coding region runs from base 1 to 1320 and encodes 439 amino acids. The transcript is spliced from 7 exons.
AUGGCUGCAGCAAAUGUUGUGAUGUUCCUUGCUCUACUAUUAACCUGGCAGAUUGUGAUCACCAAUGGGCAAGGAGAAUCUUCCAAAAAUAAUUCCAGUAGGAACUUUAUUACAGAAAAUUUAAUGACAAAUGGAAUUUCUACUCCAAGCCCACCAAGACCAAAAGCUGUGCUGCUCUUUACAGAUGGAUAUCAGAAAACAGCUAUCCCCUCAAAUAAAGGAACUGGGUCUUCAUCUCCUCCUUUGUGUAUUAAACAAACGGAAAUACGACAUGCUUUCAAAUACAUCAAUUCUGUGGUCUCCUGUAUGAUCUUUGUGGUGGGAAUCAUUGGAAAUUCUACAUUGCUCCGAAUUAUCUACAAGAAUAAAUGUAUGAGAAAUGGACCGAAUGUCUUAAUCGCCAGUCUUGCCUUGGGAGAUUUACUCUACAUCUUGAUAGACAUUCCCAUUACGGUAUACAAGCUUCUGGCUGUAGACUGGCCUUUUGGUGUUGAAGUAUGUAAGCUUGUGCCAUUUAUCCAGAAGGCAUCUGUUGGUAUCACAGUCCUCAGUCUGUGCGCACUGAGCAUUGACAGAUACCGAGCUGUAGCAUCUUGGAGCCGAAUUCAUGGAAUUGGGAUUCCCCUGAGGAAAGCAGUGGAAGUAAUAGCUAUUUGGGUCAUUUCAAUUGUUUUAGCAAUUCCAGAAGCUGUAGGAUUUAACAUGUUCUCAAUAGACUAUCGGGGAGAGAAACUGAAAGUAUGUCUACUCCAUCUAACAAAGCCAUCAGUAUUCAUGGAGUUCUACAAGAAUGUGAAAGAUUGGUGGCUAUUUGGCUUUUACUUCUGUCUGCCUCUGGCUUGCACUGGUAUAUUCUACACUCUCAUGACUUGUGAGAUGUUGAGCAGGAGGAAUGGGAUGCAAAUUGCUCUCAAUGAUCAUAUCAAACAGAGACGUGAAGUGGCUAAAACAGUCUUCUGUCUAGUGGUUGUCUUUGCUAUGUGUUGGCUCCCACUGCAUUUAAGCAGAAUUCUUAAGAAAACUAUCUAUGAUCAGCACGACCCCCACAGAUGUGAACUCCUCAGUUUUCUUCUAGUUCUGGAUUACAUUGGGAUUAACAUGGCUUCUCUCAACUCCUGCAUAAAUCCAGUGGCAUUGUAUUUUGUGAGUCAAAAAUUCAAGAACUGCUUCAAGUCUUGCUUGUGUUGCUGGUGUCAGCGGCCAGCUCUGAGCACACCAACGGAUGAGAGAAUGGCUGUUGUCAAAUGGAAAGCCAACAGCCAUGCAAAUGGCCUGGAUCGGAGCAGUUCACGCUUCAGUAACAAGUACAGUUCAUCAUGA